This is a messenger RNA of Puntigrus tetrazona (Sumatra barb), 2108 nucleotides long. RefSeq names its product retbindin (gene rtbdn). The transcript has 6 exons. The coding region runs from base 154 to 969 and encodes 271 amino acids. Lineage: Eukaryota; Metazoa; Chordata; Actinopteri; Cypriniformes; Cyprinidae. Gene Ontology annotation, cellular component: external side of plasma membrane. The record is from RefSeq and is a predicted model, not a curated record. Gene Ontology annotation, molecular function: riboflavin transmembrane transporter activity; signaling receptor activity; riboflavin binding.
GAGAGAGAGAGAGAGAGAGGGAGGAGGAGGCGUUGUCAUCGAGAUGUCCUUCGUCUACAGCUCCAGGAAAAGAGUGUGUGUGGAUCAGAGCGAGAGCAUCACAGAAGCUGCUGCACUCCUCCAGAAUCAGCUGAAAGGUAAACGCAGGAGAAGAUGGGCGUGUCUAAGGUUCUGCUCGGCCUCGCCCACCUCGCGAGCCUAUUGGCCGCCGCUGUGAUGAGUCACGAGGGGGCGUGUCUGCGGGACGGGAGGCACAAAGCCACGCCCAGCCCGGAGCCUCACCUCAAGCAGUGCUCGCUCUACACGGAGAACUCGUGUUGUUCAGAGAAGGAUGUCCAGGAUCUGUCCGGCUCUGUGUCCGCCGUGGACAACUCUCACUGGGACAAGUGCGGCGUCCUCAGCCCUCUCUGCGAGUCCUUCCUGAAGCGUGUCGUCUGUUUUUACCGCUGUUCUCCCGAUGCUGCCCGCUGGCCACACCCCCACCGUGACUCCUCCCUGAAGGCGGUGCCUCUGUGUCACAGCUUCUGCAGAGACUGGUACGAGGCCUGUAAAAUGGACAUGACAUGUGCUCGGGACUGGAGCACCGACCCAAGCGGACAGAACUGCAGCGGCGGAUGUGUGCCGUACCAACAGAUGUACCAGCACGGCCGAGACCUCUGCGAGAGUCUUUGGGGAGAUGCGUUCAUGACGGUGGAAGACGACCCCGGGGAGGAAGACGGUGUCGAAGGCCACAGCUGCGGCUGCCUGACCCUCAGCCCUUCCGAUCGAGAGGUGAUCGCCGCUCUGAGGGUUCAGGAAGGAGACCCUGAAGAGCUGGACACCACCAAGAGCGGCCUGCCGCAGUACAGAGCUCCCUGUCCCCCCGCGGGGCCCCAGGCGCCGGCCCCGCAGGCCCGGAGGAGCAACGCCGUCCUGCGCAAGCGCUCCGUCCUCGCCAGCGACAUGGAGGGCAGCGGGAGCGGCUUCUGAGAGAGAUGCUCGCUGAGGAGCGUUUUAUCUUACCAGUCGGGUUUACUGUAAUCGGUUUCUACAGUAACGCAGCCCGUAGACUAAAGCUACUUCGGUAUCAUCAAAUCCCGCUUGUUUUAACCGGUUUAAGGUAACAUCAAAAAUUGAAUUUAGGUCCGAAUAACACUUUACAAUAAGGUUUCCAUUGCUGGCGUUAGUUAACCACGUCGAUAAACAUAAACGAGCGACGCUUGUUUCGCUAAUUUAAAUUUAUGUGAAUUUAAGCAUUAGUUUUAUCGUUGCUGCACCGCGAACUGACAUUAACGAAGAUUAAUAAAUGCUGUAAUAAAAAUAUGCUAGUUCCACAUUAUAAAGUAUAGGCUAUACACAAAUACAACGAGAGGGUAAGCAACAAGAUAGAUUAAAUGUUAUGAUGUAAUUUUGUAUAGGAUUCGGGAAAGUCAAGUCGAGGCUGUGCUUUUCCCGCUAUUUUCCCCACUGUUGUCAUUUUAGCCGCUAACUACAGAGCGCUAGCGGGCUAGUUUGGUUCGUGUGUAGGCUAGUUUUAGCAAUCGGUCCUGUUCCUAAUUAAAAGAUUCCCUCUUUAUUGCGUCCGCACACCUUGAAGCGUGGAGCUUAUUGUAAAGUGUGAGGCUAGCGAAUUUUCCCGUUUCCGUUACGUCGAUAAAAACGGCUUUCUCCGGUGCAGCCGCUAGCUACGUUAAAGCACUUCGUAACAUUAGCAUUUCCGGCUCACCUUAAAGUUAAACGGCGCUGUCGUCGAUUGUUUCUUUGGCUGUGCUGUGGCAGUCUACUAUCUCGUAAUCGGUGUCGUCUCGGUCGUCCGUUACACAGUUUAUCCGUGCGUCGCGUUCAUUUUUUGCGUGUUUUGAAAACAUCACCCAGCAUUUACACUGACGUCUAAAAAUAGCUGUAAAGGGGGAAAAAAACGAGAGGAUGCUGUAAAAUGUGUUUGAAUAUAGAACGAGCGUAGGACUAAUCGCUGGCCGUUUUCGCGGGUUUUGUUUUGAUUGGAUGAAAAUGGCGGCGCGUCACUGAGCCACGUGACGUUCCGCGACCGCAGCCAAUAAACAAACGUGUUUCUAUCCUGAUCUCCAAUUCAUGAAUAAAUAAAACUGGACUUCGUUUGCUCUUUUAAA